AAAUCUUGUACAAGAAGAAAUAUAUGGUGAAGUAGAAUAUUUUGUUUCACAUGAACAUAAUGAAUUAACUCGAAUAUUUGCAUAUGUUCAUAAAAUUGACGAUUUGCAAUAUGAUAAUUAUGGAUAG
This is a messenger RNA of Funneliformis caledonium, 127 nucleotides long. The record is from the annotation of a GenBank genome assembly. Lineage: Eukaryota; Fungi; Glomeromycota; Glomeromycetes; Glomerales; Glomeraceae.